Messenger RNA from Cladocopium goreaui, 7818 nucleotides. NCBI's taxonomy places the organism in Eukaryota, Dinophyceae, Suessiales, Symbiodiniaceae. The record is from the annotation of a GenBank genome assembly.
AUGUGGCUCUUCAACAACUGGGCCUACUAUCACGCAGCUGCUUUGGCAGUGGCCGAGCUGCUGACCAUUUGGAACUUGGGCUACAUCCAUGGCAGCGCCCCGCGUCGGCGCGAGAUACUGAAACGUUGUUUCGGGCUGCUGAUUUCCUUUGGCGUGUUCAUUAUCUACGCCGUCAUGCCAGAUGCAGACUUUGUGAAGCUUGUUGGACCUGGCUUCCUGAUAUGGAGGGCCGCUUAUUUGACGCUGUUGCGGAACACGCUGCCGGUGUUCUGCUUUCGGGCACAGGAGCCCUUUCCCCAGGGCCCCAAGGAUCCGAAGCCGAAGUUUGACAGCGAAGGUGCCACUGCGCCUUUCUGGAAGCGCCUGGCAUACUGGGUCAUCGUCCUUGGGUUUUGCUUUGUGAUGGAGAUCUACAUGGUUUUUCCCGUGAUGCAGGGCUUGAGCUUUGAUUCCCUUUGCUCCAGUCGCUGCCAUCCCUUGCCCUGGCGUUCAGAGUGUGUAGCUUGCAAUGGAAGUAUGCUGAUUCUUUACUUGAUGCUUGCGUCAAUGCUGUUCAUUGAUGUCUUCAUGGGCCAUGUCCUCUUCACCUCCUUGAUUGGAAUCGUCUUGGGCACCCAGCGUGGUCUCAAUGGCAUGCGCAAGGCCCCGGACUCGGCGGUGUUUCUGUCCGAUUCCAACCUGGGUGUGGGUGAAAACAACCCCAGAGCCGGCAAACUCAUGCAGCGAGUCUUUGGAAAUGGAUGGCGACAUACUUGGAACUUGAUUUGUUAUCGCCUCUGGAAGGAGGAUCUCCUCAGUAGCAGCGAAGCCGACGAGUUGAUGCAGAUGGCCACGAAGAACAACUCGGAGAAGAAUCCAGACGCACCAGUGUACCUUCACACCCUUCAUCCCGUGGUCCGUGAGCGGUUUACCUUUUUCUUUGCGUCAUUGCGUACCAUUUGCGAAGAUCGCUUGCGAAUGGAGGAGAAUCCGCCCAUCUCUCACCAUGGCAUCUUCCGCACACACGACAUCAUGCCGCUGUCGCAAGUCUUGCCUGCAGUAAACGAAGAGGUGAUUUUGCAGGAUGGCUUUCUGACGGCGCAGAACGGCAACAACUUGCGGUGGAUCAUCAUGAAGUAUCCAAAGGAAUGGCAAAGGCUAACAGCGAGAUUGGCAGAGAGCAACCUCCUACUAAGAUACCUGGGGAAGGCGCAGCCCGGCGUCAGUGACAAAACGCGGAUCGAAGUUCGCCUCUGGGCCUCGAUGCGGUCGCAGACGGUGAUGCGCACCGUCCAGGGAGCUGUCAACUACCACAUCGCUUUGGAGGCAAAUCCAACAAUUGUGUCCCCGCAUUCAGCCAUCUCGAAACGUCAGCAGCUGGAAAAGUAUGUAGAGUUGAUAUGGUCGCAUCAGACACAUGGAGAAGAUAACAAGAAAGAUAGCGAUGUACGUCGCUUGCUGGGCCUUUACGAGGACUAUCCCAUCUACUUGGUCUUUGAUUUGGACAUGGUACAUCUCACCACCCUGGACCGAAAGAUCAUGGGGCAGAUGGUGCGGCGCCGCCUGCGUCAUGAAAUGGGCGUGCCAGAUGAGUAUUUUGAUGACACACACUUCUUUGAUCACUUCCCCUACAUGUCCUGCAAGGCGAUGUACAAAAAGCGGCCCUUGUUGGAAGAAAGACGCAAACUGAUCCGGGAGUUGGAGUUGAGCAAUUUGGAUGGCAAGUUCAUCGCGUCACAGGUGGAAGCCUUUGAUCCCACGAGCGUCUUGAACUUGGAGUUGAUGGAGGCCAUGCCUCGACGACUGCCCUUGAUGAUUGGGAAGAACAAAGGAAAUCUGACGCAGGGCAAAGCUGGCAAUCAGUUGAUGGCUUUGCGCUUCUGCAAGGGUUUCGCUUUGCAGGCGAUGGAUGCCAACAUGGGUUCGUUCAUCGGUGAAGCAUUCAAGGUUCCCAUGGUCUUGAAGCGCUUUCAGCCACGUGGUUCCUCUCGAGACGUGGUGACUGCAAGGCUGAUCGGCUUCCGCGAGCACAUUUUCACAGUAGCGCAUGGGAUUUGUGGGGACAUCAAUGCGGUGGCAGAAUGGUGCUUCGGCACCUCAAUCCAACGUGUUCAGACAUGGCUGGGUGUGCGGAUGCACUAUGGACAUCCUGAUUUUGUGGACCUUUACUGGGCUCGCAAUCGUGGUUCCAUGAGUAAAGCAACGCCGCACAUCAACCUUUCCGAGGACAUUUACCUCGGUUUCAAUGUGAAAAACCGCGGGGAGAAGUCGGACCACUUUGACUUCUUGGAGUGGGAGAAGGGACGUGAGGUCUCCUUCAACGCUGCCAGCACCUUCUUGUACAAGAUCUCUGGUGGUAAUAUUGGAGUUUGGCGAUCCAAGGAUCUCACUGAGAGCGCGAUGGUUUUGCCCACGAUCGACCUGUUCUCCUUCUACUUUGCCACGGUGGGCUACUUCGUGUCGUUGACGGUGAUCGACAUGACCAUGUACUUCUACAUCGGCUUCCAUUUGAUGCUCACCAUGGCCUCGGUAUCUCUCCACGAGCUGGGUACCCUGGGUACCACCAUGUCUGUGGAGUGGAUCUUGGGUCCCGGUUUCUUCAUGUACUUGCCUCCACUGUUCGAAGGCCUGUUGGAGUACGGCGGCCUUUCUGAGGGCUUCCGCCGCAUCAUCGUGGGCUUUGACUCCACUGCGCAAAUCCUGCCUGCUGGAUCCAUCUACUGGGCGCUAACCCUGAUGUUCUUCACUUUCCAGAACAAGACCAAAUCUGCAGCAGUGCGACAGGCCCUACGCACCGGCACGGCCACCUACCGUGCCACGGGACGACCUAAUGCGAACACGCGGCUCACCUUGAUCGACACCUUCCUGCAGUAUCGUCAGAUGCAUUAUCAGGAUGCAUGCCUUUUCCUCUUCUAUUACAUCCUGUACCGAAGUGCGAAUAUGGGUCUUGCUGGUGCUUUGCCAAUGAUUACAAUCAUCUUCGCCUGUGUGUGCUGGCUGACGGUCCCCACCUUGUUUGCCCCGUAUCCAACGUGGCAAAACCUUUGUGAGGAUGUCGAGGCCUUCUAUCACUUCAUGAUGAGAUGUCCUGCAGAUCGCAGCAGGGCUGAGCUCUACAGCAACAGGUGGCGAGUUGCUGCACUAGCCUUUCUGGUGGCCACCGGCGUUUGCGUUGCAAAGGAGGAGGAGAAGAAGAUCGAUGGCCCGGUGAUCGGUAUCGAUUUGGGCACCACCUAUUCCUGCGUUGGAAUUUACAAGAAUGGCCGAGUAGAGAUCAUCCCGAAUGAUCAAGGCAACAGAAUCACGCCGUCUUACGUCGCAUUUACCGACGACGAACGGCUUAUUGGAGAGGCUGCCAAGAACCAGGCCACCAUCAAUCCGACCCAGACAUUGUUUGACGUGAAGCGUUUGAUCGGCCGGCGCUUCAAGGACUCCACGGUGCAGAAGGACAUCAAGCUUUUGCCCUAUGAGAUCGUAGACAAGGCCAGCAAGCCGAUGAUCAGCGUGAAGGUCAAGGGCGAGGAUAAGAUCAUGGCUCCCGAGGAGGUGUCUUCUAUGGUUCUGACCAAGAUGAAGGAGACACCUCCGCGGAAGAUCCAUGAUGAGACUGCCGAGAACUACUUGGGCAAGGAAGUACGACACGCAGUGAUUACAGUCCCAGCAUAUUUUAACGACGCUCAACGUCAAUCGACCAAAGAUGCCGGAACGAUUGCUGGACUGAACGUCAUGCGAAUCAUCAACGAGCCCACUGCGGCGGCCAUUGCGUAUGGUUUGGAUAAGAAGACUGAGAAGAACAUCUUGGUCUACGACCUUGGGGGUGGUACCUUCGACGUGUCGCUGUUGACCAUCGACAACGGUGUCUUCGAGGUGGUGGCCACCAACGGAGACACCCACUUGGGCGGUGAGGAUUUUGAUCAACGCGUCAUGCAGCACUUCAUGAAGAUCUUUCAGAAGAAACACGGCAAGGACAUGUCCAAAGACAAGCGUUCCAUUCAGAAGUUGCGACGCGAGGUGGAGAAGGCCAAGCGCGCGUUGAGUUCCACCCACCAGGCGCGCGUGGACAUCGAGGCCUUGUACGACGGCGUGGACUUCUCGGAGACCUUGACCCGGGCGCGCUUCGAGGAGCUGAACGCUGACCUGUUCAAGAACACCCUGAAACCUGUGAAGCAGGUCCUUGAGGAUUCAGGCUUGAAGAAGAAUCAGGUUGAUGAGAUUGUGCUGGUGGGUGGCUCCACUCGUAUCCCGAAGGUGCAGCAGUUGAUCAAGGACUUCUUCAACGGCAAGGAGCCCAACCGAGGCAUCAACCCUGACGAGGCUGUGGCCUAUGGUGCUGCUGUGCAGGCAGGAAUCUUGAGUGGCGAAGGUGGACACGACAUGGUCUUGCUGGAUGUGACUCCUUUGACCUUGGGCAUUGAGACUGUGGGAGGUGUCAUGACGAAGCUCAUCUCCCGAAACACGGUGAUUCCGACCAAGAAGUCACAGGUCUUCUCCACAUACCAAGACAAUCAGCCAGCAGUGAACAUCCAGGUCUAUGAGGGUGAACGACCCAUGACCAAGGACAACCACUUGCUGGGCAAGUUUGAGCUCGGCGGUAUCCCUCCAGCUCCCCGUGGUCAGCCACAGAUCGAAGUGACCUUUGAGAUUGACUCCAACGGCAUUUUGAACGUUGGCGCGGAAGACAAGGGCACCGGAAAGUCGGAGAAGAUUACCAUCACCAACGACAAGGGCCGAUUGACCGAGGAACAGAUCGAGAAGAUGAUCCGCGAGGCCGAGGAGUUUGCGGAUGAGGACAAGAAGGUCAAGGAGAGAGUGGAUGCCAAGAACGCCUUCGACGGCUACAUCCAUUCUAUGCGAUCGGCCACAGAAGGCUCUGGGGACAACAAAGGCCUUAGCGAAAAGAUGGACUCCGAUGAGAAGGAGACCAUUCUGGACGCUUUGAAGGAUGGCCAGUCUUGGUUGGAUUCCAACCCAGAGGCUGAUGCAGAGGAAAUCAAGGAGAAGCAUAAGGAGAUCGAGGGAAUCUGCGCCCCAAUCGUCUCCAAGUACUACGGAGGAGGCGGUGCAUCUGCUGGAGGGGAUGAAGAUGAGGAGGAGGAUGUGGAUUACCAUCUCCGCCAGUGGGAACAGACCGGCACAGGCGAGGCCGAGAAGCGUUUGGCACAGGAUCCACCCAAAGCAGGAUCUAAAGGUCAACCAGGAAAUCUGUUCGAGGUUUUGCUUCAAGCAGCUCUGGAGUCUGACAAUCGGUUCAACUACCGUUUCACGGAUGAUUGCAUGUCCUUGACUUGGGGCUUGAUGCGAACCACCUUGCUCUUUGCCACCUUGCCUUCGUCUGUGAUCGAAGCAUCUGAGUUUUGUCUCUUCAUGUGGGUGUUACAUGCCUUCCUGGUCUUGGCCUUUGGGGUCUUUGUGGACGUGCUAUGGAUCGGGGUGAUCUUGCUUUCGUUCCUGUGGAUCUUGGCGAAGGCAACAUCUUUCUCAACCAUUCUGCUGGCCGGCAUGCUCUUCUUCUCCUUCUUGGACACCGUUUCGAAGGUGUUACUCUUCCUCAGUCGGAGAUGGCGAAAAUUGCCAGGACGUGGCAGGCCAGUCACUGCCAAGAAUGUCAAGGUUGGUAUGAAGGUUUUGCCUGGGAAGGAUUGGAUGUAUGAUAUGAAGAAGGACGAUGCCAAGCAGAACGCGGCCUCUGGAUGUUCCAUGGUCGGUACCGUUACCAAUUGCGAUGACUGCCAGGAGCUGGGCUACUGUGAAGUGAUGUGGGUGAACGGCAGCGAAGGCCGUUAUCGCAUCACCACCAGCUGGCAAACAGCCAGUGACUUGCGACGACAUCCAGACUGGUAUGCAGUCUGUGUAGAGGCCACUGUGCUCCUUUUCGGCAGCUACCACCUGAAUCUGGUCGUUGCUUUUGUGACGCUAGUUGGCCAUACUGCCACAGCAGUGGUGCUGAUAGCUCUUGACAGUAACUGGUUUGGGAACUGGCACGCAAGGAUGAUGCGCAUGCCCACCAAGAUGGAGAUGGACUCGGCGCACACAAUUGAGGGUGCCGGGAAGUCGGGUUCAGUGGGUGCGCCGCCCAUUGCCAUGACUGAAGUGCAGGAUACCAUCGUCAUCGAGGAUCUGAAACGAGAGCCCUGGGCCAAAAGGGACCUGAAGCCCAAAUCUGAUCCCAUGCCACCCGCCUGCAUCAUCGACGACCCUGCUUACAGGGGUGCAGAGUGGAAAGAAGUUAUCCGAGUGAAGCUCCGCAAGCUGCCUGCGCGGGCAUCCGUGACGAAUUUGCGCAAGGACUUUAGCAUGGUAGCGGUUGCUGUGGAAAGUCGCGAUGGGCUCCAGUGCGGAUUGGAUGUGCCUUUGCAGACGGGUGGAUCAGUCUUGUUUGGCUUCGAGAACGGAGAAGAGAAAUUUGAAGGUUUGCGUGGUUUGUUGGGUCUGGACGAUGAUGAGGAUCCUCGUGAUCUUGUGGAACGUGUGUGGCUUCCAGUGUACAAGUUCGAGGUCCCUGCCGGCAUUACCGGGGAGUCUUGGAGCACGCGCUCCAGAAGUCUUCUGUUGGACGAUAAGGACGACAACCACAAGGUCCUUCUGAACGCAACGACACGAAAGAACUUGGAGAUGGAUAGCGAUGAGGAGACUCCCUUCGUUGGAGCUAGCCGUGGCUUCCAUCGAGUUGGUCCGAUGAAAUCAGCGCCCGCGGCAUUGACGCCCAUGGCAUCCAUGAUGACACCCUUACAGACACCCAAUGCCAGCAAGCCGACCUCGCGCGAGGGCACGCCGAAGCGUGGACCCAUUGCUUGGAAGAAAGCUUCACGGAUGCCCAAGGUGCCAGACAUGAGGGCGCCAGAGAUGUGCGGAGUGAUCAAAAGUGAUGGCAAGACCAAGUGGUUUCCCAGGACAGAUGAGGUGCUGACUGAUGGGGACACCAUGAUCCUGGCUCAGGGAAGUGUUCGGAACUUCUCGAUGCUUCGCGCCAAAGCACUCUUUGGGCAGCACUGCGUUGGUGCUGGUUUCAAGCUGGUCUACACAUUGGCUCUGCCUGGCCGAAGGCGCAAGUCCAGGGCGAACGGAUUGCCAAUUCUGUCGCCAGCCAUGAGCCAAGAAUGGGGUGAGGGCGACUUCAAUACUGAGUUUGCCGAGAACCCGCCAGAAGAGAGUUCAUCGGCCUUCGAGUUUGCCAAGCUCUUUGUGAUCCACUUUUUGGGUCCCGAGCAAUCCCUGCCAAUCGCUUCAGCAUCCAAGGCGUGUUACCGAGCCUCGCGCAUGCCGAACCUGUGGCCUCAUGCGUCCACUUACGGCGUAGUGACCAUCUCGGUGGAGCAGGAUGAAGUCUCAAACCGUGCUCAACUGCUCUUUGGAUUUGUUGAUGAUGUACCUCAUGAGAGGGGUCUGAGCCUUUUCUGCGGCUUCAGGACCAAAGAGGACUUGGAUCGUUGCAUUGGCAUGAGGUGGUUGCCUGUCUUCAACUUCCGCGUGCCUGACAUUUGGGUGAACAUCAGCAUAUGGGAAGUGCUCCAAGAGGAAGACUUGAGCAUUUGCGGCAUUUGCCGCCGUGGCUCGGACGUCUCCAGGGAGUUAUGGUUUCCUUCCAUCCAAGAGAAGUUUGAGGAGCACGAUGAGGUGGUGUUGACCCUUGCCAGCGCGGUAAUGUUUGCAGAGAAACAUCUGGAUGGAGCAAAGCCUUAUUCUUUGCCACCCUCCAAUGUGAUGGAUGCGCGCAAACUUCACGCUCACUACUUGAGUUUCAUGUGGGCCUGGGAGAACAAGACCAACGAAGAUAUGGAGCUUGAUUUGGAGCUGGAGUUGGAUGCACGGGCCAACCGACACGCCAUGGUUCGCAUUUGA